AUGGAUAUUGUUUGCAAACAAGCCGUUCUGGCCAUUGUGGGCACCGCUGGUUCCAAUUGCGAGGCUGGGUUGCCUCGAUCCCAUCCAGGAGCGCCUCGGAUAACUCCAACUACCGCUGAGGUGGGCGGGCGCACAUUUAUGCUGGCACAGCCGUCCCUGGAUCUAGUCCUUGGGAAGACAAUAUAG
Molecule: messenger RNA, 186 nt
Organism: Cladophialophora bantiana CBS 173.52
Lineage: Eukaryota; Fungi; Ascomycota; Eurotiomycetes; Chaetothyriales; Herpotrichiellaceae
Exons: 1
Coding region: 1-186 (61 amino acids)
Source: RefSeq, a predicted model, not a curated record